GCCGAGUCGAGUAGCGCGACCACACACACACACCGCGUCGAGUCUCACACGGCACGGCAGGGCACGCGUCAAGGCGAUCCGUUCCAUGCCGCCGCCGCUGCCGCUGCCGGAGGAGGAGGAGGAGGAGAAGCCGCUGCCGCGGCGAAAGCCAGAGCCGAAGCCGCCUAAGCCCAAGCCCACCAAGAGGCCCAGGCCGAUUGGGCCGCUGCCUCAGCGGGACGGGGACCCCGGCGGCGGCGUCGCCACGUCCCCUCCGCUCCUCUUCUGCGGCGACGGCUGCUCCGGCCCGUGCGCCUACUUGCCCCAGUGCCAGCCGCCGCCUCCGCCGUCCCCUGGGGCCACCGUGCGCCUCCGCUCGAGCCGGCUCCCGACCCCGCUCGUCGCGCUCUCGGCGUCGCUCCUCACCGUGUCCGCGGUCCUCCUGCUCGCGCUGCUCGUCCACUGCCUGGUCGCGCGGCGGCGGCGGGCGCAAGGCGCGCCGCUGGCCCACCACGCCGAGACGGGAGGGGGCCAGGUUCUGGCUGGCGCGGUGGCGCAGCAGGCCGGCGAGGGGGAGGACGAGGAGGCCGCCGGCGGCGGCGUGCACCACGUGUGGUACAUACGCACCAAGGGCCUCGACGAGCGCGCCAUCUCGGCGAUCGCCGCGGUCGUGUACGACGCCAAGAAGCGCGGCGCCGGCGCCAGCUCCGACGGCGGCGGCAGCUGCGCGGUGUGCCUCGCGGAGUUCCGCCACGGCGAGACGCUGCGCCUGCUGCCGCGCUGCGCCCACGCCUUCCACCGCGCCUGCAUCGACACCUGGCUCCGCGCCCACGUCAACUGCCCGCUCUGCCGCGCGCCCGUGCAGGUCGCCGCCGCCGCCGCUAACCCCAACCCCGCACCGGGAACGUCCGGGCGCCGGGAAGAGGGUAACCCUGCUGCUGGCGCCGUCAUCGGUGGCGUUCAAACACAGGACCCCGCGCGCGGCGGCGGCUUUCCUGACCGGGCCGUCAGGCGGGCCGCGUCGUCCAUGGCGGCGCUGCCGCGGCGGGCGUGGCCGGACGUCCCGCUGCGUGCGCCGGCGUCGAGCAGCUUCCGCGACGGCGAGGACGACGUGACGGGGCUCGGCAAGAUCAGGCGGCUCCUCAAGCUCUCGGACGCGCUGGAGAUGGCCGGGGUCGGGGUACACCGGUCCGCCUCGUUCGGCGCCGCUACCUGCCAGCGCUUGCCGCCAAGGCCGGGGCCGUCGGCGCCCGGCGUCAGCGCCGACGAGACGUCAUAGCGAACCGACUGAGGCCGACGACGAGGCCAUCGGUGGUCUGGUGAAACUUGCAGCUUUGGGAGCUGGGAGCUUGGAGGAGUGAAGGUUGGUGUUGGUUUGCCAAGUUUUUGUGUGUGCCGGGCACGAGACAUGAGAAGGUAAAAAAUGAUAUCUUUUCCAUGUUUCUUGUAUAAUCGCUUCGUCAGCAGUAACAAGUAAAUAACUCGUGAGCCUGUGCAUGCACUGCGGAGCGUCAGGAAUUGUAAGUAAGAAAGAAUCCUUGACGGAAGUAGUUUUGUAUGCGAAAUUUACAGCACGAAUACAUGUGUAAGAUACGUGU
This is a messenger RNA of Zea mays, 1577 nucleotides long. Its product is annotated as putative RING zinc finger domain superfamily protein. The transcript has a single exon. Gene Ontology annotation, biological process: protein ubiquitination. The coding region runs from base 86 to 1258 and encodes 390 amino acids. Gene Ontology annotation, molecular function: transferase activity. Lineage: Eukaryota; Viridiplantae; Streptophyta; Magnoliopsida; Poales; Poaceae. The record is from RefSeq and is marked provisional.